Andrographis paniculata is the source of this 1233-nucleotide messenger RNA. RefSeq names its product probable calcium-binding protein CML48. Gene Ontology annotation, molecular function: calcium ion binding. Bases 271 to 1218 code for a protein of 315 amino acids. The record is from RefSeq and is a predicted model, not a curated record. Lineage: Eukaryota; Viridiplantae; Streptophyta; Magnoliopsida; Lamiales; Acanthaceae. The transcript has 6 exons.
UUCCUAUCCAAACAAUCCCUUUAAUUUUGGAAAGAAACCAAAGAAACCCACGGGUGCUUUCGGUAAAAUUUCAUUACGCUCGUCGACCUCAACCUUCCCUUAAGCUGUAAGGGAAGUUCAUCCACGCGCCGCCGCCGCCGCCGCCGCGUUCCAAUAAUAUAUAUAUGAUUCUAUCUUCCAGAAAGUCUUCCAAUCCUAUCGUCAUCCACCGCCUUCCCCAUUUCUGUCGGUUACCGCCGAAUUACGAAUUGCCUGCCGCCAUUGUUUCCAAUGGCAUCUUACAAGCCAUCCGCUCCGCCCGCACCCGAAGCCGAACCCGAUCAGCCACGGGUAGGGUACCCUUACCACCCUCCCCCUCCGACCACCGCCCCCCACUCCUCCUCGCCCUACGCUCCGAUUUCCGGCACCUUCGGCACGUAUCCACCGCCUCACGGCGGUUACGGGAAUUACUAUCAACAGGAUGUGGUUCACAGCUCGUUUCCGCCGGGGACCCACCCGGAUGUGAUUCGGAGCUUCCAGAUGGUGGACAGGAACCGGAACGGUUAUGUCGAGGAAACCGAGCUCCGAGAAGCUCUGACUUGGAAUUACAGGGAGUUCAGCCUCCGUACUCUGCGCCUGCUCGUCUUCCUCUUCAGGAAUCCCAACCAGUCCUCUGCAACUAUCGGUCCCAAAGAGUUUGCAGAAAUAUGGAGUUGCCUCGGCCAUUGGCGGGCCAUUUUUGAAAGAUUUGAUAGAGACAGAAGUGGGAAAAUCGAUGCUAGGGAAUUGAGAGAUGCUCUAUACAGUCUUGGAUAUGCAUUGCCACCUUCCGUUUUGCAAGUUCUGAUGCUGAGAUAUGAUGAUGGCACCGGACGCCGGGUAGAACUAAAUUUCGACAGUUUUGUUGAGUGCGGAUUGAUUGUAAAGGGCUUGACAGAAAAAUUCAAGGAGAAGGAUAAAAGAUACACUGGAUCUGCUACACUGUCAUACGACACGUUCAUGUCCAUGUCAAGGCUUGUUUCCGCAUCUACUCUCCGCACACGAUCAAAUUCUCAUGAUCGUAAGAGCGAACAAGAUGGCGGAUUUGAUUACCACGUAGUUGUCUUGUUCAUCAUAUUCCACAACCAAUUUGUCGAGAAAAUUGUGGGCCGGGUUGCAAACCACCCUUGUCGAGAACAGUUGCCCGCCCAGCCAUGCGUCGCCAGGGGGCUCACUAAUUGCUCGACUAUCGUGACUUGAUCAAGAAAGAUUGAU